AUGAUUAGGCAAAUAGUUAAUGUCUGUGUAGCAUUUGUUGUUUUUUACAAUGUUCUUCAGGCAUUCAAGGCUUCCAAGGAUGAUAAGAAGCUUUCAAGGAGAUACAGCAAGUGUUUUAUGGUGAUUUCUGUAUUUCUUGUGAUUGACAAUAUGUUUUCGUUUGUUUUGAACAUUGUUCCGUUUUAUCAGCUGUUUAAGCUAAUAGUUAUUGUCUGGAUAUCAAUACCUGCAUGCACAGGAGCAGUGUUUGUAUACAAGUUUUAUGUACAAGGGAUUUUAGAGAAGCACGAAAGUCAGCUUGACGAGACGAUUGAGAAUGUAAAGACAGUUGUGUCUAGAUAUUUCAGUGAAUGCUAUGGCAAGGCACAGAAAAGAUGUUAUAUGAGCAAAGACGAGAAGGCAAAGCGUGAGAUCAUGGAUGAUGAGGCCGGGGAGCAGCUGAAGGACGAAGAGAAUGCAGGCAAUGCGGAUGAGUCUGAGCUUUCUGCGAUUGACUCAACUUCUGCCAAUGAAGAGAAGGCUGUGCCUGAAGCAGGGUUUAAGUGA
Messenger RNA from Ordospora pajunii, 546 nucleotides. RefSeq names its product putative TB2/DP1 protein. The coding region runs from base 1 to 546 and encodes 181 amino acids. The transcript has a single exon. The record is from RefSeq and is a predicted model, not a curated record. Lineage: Eukaryota; Fungi; Microsporidia; Ordosporidae.